Miniopterus natalensis is the source of this 1687-nucleotide messenger RNA. RefSeq names its product jagunal vesicle mediated transporter 1 (gene JAGN1). Lineage: Eukaryota; Metazoa; Chordata; Mammalia; Chiroptera; Miniopteridae. Gene Ontology annotation, cellular component: endoplasmic reticulum membrane. The record is from RefSeq and is a predicted model, not a curated record. Gene Ontology annotation, biological process: endoplasmic reticulum organization; granulocyte colony-stimulating factor signaling pathway; vesicle-mediated transport.
UUCUGGAGCUGAGGCGGCGCGAACAGGGUCUGCGGGCUGUAGGGGAUCUACGUGAAGGACUCCGGGGUUCAGGGCAGCGCCAAUGGCGUCUCGGGCAGGCCCGCGGGCCGCCGGCACCGACGGCAGCGACUUUCAGCAUCGGGAGCGCGUCGCCAUGCACUACCAGAUGAGUGUGACCCUCAAGUAUGAAAUCAAGAAGCUGAUCUACGUGCAUCUGGUCAUGUGGCUGCUGCUGGUUGCCAAGAUGAGUGUGGGACACCUGAGGCUCUUGUCACAUGAUCAGGUGGCCAUGCCCUAUCAGUGGGAGUACCCGUAUUUGCUGAGCAUUGUGCCCUCUCUCUUGGGCCUCCUCUCCUUCCCCCGCAACAACAUUAGUUACCUGGUGCUCUCUAUGAUCAGCAUGGGACUCUUUUCCAUCGCUCCCCUCAUUUAUGGCAGCAUGGAGAUGUUCCCUGCUGCACAGCAGCUCUAUCGCCAUGGCAAGGCCUACCGCUUCCUCUUUGGUUUUUCUGCUGUCUCCGUCAUGUACCUGGUGUUGGUGCUGGCGGUUCAAGUGCAUGCCUGGCAGUUAUACUACAGCAAGAAGCUCCUAGACUCUUGGUUCACCAGCACACAGGAGAAGAAGCGUAAAUGAAGCCUGUCUGAUGGACUGAUCUCUGGGGUGAAGCCUAGCCCUCCUAUUGAGAGGAAUGAGAGGGUAGAGGAGCUGUUCUAAAAUCUCCUUCGGUAAUUUGGCAGCUGUGAUGUUGGCAACUAGUACAAACUAGGCCCAAGUUCCAGAAAGCUGCUACUAUUAUCAGCUGAGGUGGGAAAACUAUAACUUAUUCCUGGUUGGCUGGAACUGGGUGAAGAAUAGCUGUAAAACAAGCUUCAGCUAGUUUAAGUUGAAGCCCUUCAGGAUUUUUCUUUUAAGACUGAGCCUCCUUUCCUCUUAGUCAUUCUCUCCAUUUCCAUCCAUUACCCCUUAGCCACCGAGACUGGAGGAGAUGGAGAAUCAACCAAAUUUUAUUUCAAUCUAUGAGUCAUUGGGAGGAAACAUUUAGGAGACUGCUUUCCCUGCAGGCUAUGGUCUCUACUCCAAAGCAUUUUAAUUAAAAAGAGCCUCAAUAAAGUUAUAACUGCCCUGUCCACCCUGUGCCUUGUGUUUGGGAUUUAACAGUGUGAAUGGUGCAUUGCAUGAGUGGCUUUAGACACCAAGAGAUAGGUGGAAGCUCCCUGAGAAACCUGGCAGUGGCCAUAGAGAAGUGAAUUGGGUGUAAGGAACGUAAGUCAUAGUUCCCACCCUGUAGCUGAUUAGCAGGAACUGUCAUGGGCCAUAUAUUUAAUCUCUCCACCUAUAAAAUGUCCAUUCUCAUUUAUCCAGCUUGGGUUAUAGAGUCUUCUUUUGGUUGUGUAUUCAUGUUCAUCAUUCAGUGUUACCAGUGUCAGUUAUGUGUCUGAUACAGUAGACCCCCUCUUAUCUGUGGGGGAUAUUCUAAGAUCAUCCCCAGUGGAUGCCUGAAGCUGCAGAUAGUGCCAAACCCUAUGUAUAUACUAUGGUUUUUCUAUACAUACAUACCUAUGAUAAAGCUUAAUUUAUAAAUUGGGCAUAGUAAGAUACUAGCAACGAUAAUAAAAUGAUUAUAACAUUGUAAUAAAAGUUAUGUGAAUGUGGUCUCACUGUGAGAUUUCGUCAUGCUACUCAAAA